AUGGCAUCCAUUGCUGAUAGGAAGCCAAAAGUUCCGUUGGGUAGCCGCAGGAGGAGUAGUGGUAGGUCUUAUGUCGCUACGCGAUGGGUUUACAAGCUGAGGGGACAGUGGAAGAAGAGCAGCAACAGCAGUUCACAGUUCAGCUAUGACAUCCGCAGCUACACUCUCAACUUUGAUGAUGGUGGCUGUCUUGAUCAGGCCCUUAGAAGCCACGUUACUUCUAGAUGA
Molecule: messenger RNA, 228 nt
Organism: Linum tenue
Lineage: Eukaryota; Viridiplantae; Streptophyta; Magnoliopsida; Malpighiales; Linaceae
Source: the annotation of a GenBank genome assembly